AUGGCACGCGCCGCCGCCGCGGCGGCCCUGCUGCUCGUCCUCCUGGCCGCCACCGCCCUCGCCGCCUCCGCCGCGGACAUGUCGAUCAUCUCCUACAACGAGGCGCACGGCACGCGGGGCCUGGAGGAGCGCACCGAGGCGGAGGCCCGGGCCGUCUACGACCUCUGGCUCGCCGAGAACGGCGGCGGCUCGGGCCCCCCGCGCAACUCCAACGCGCUCGUCGACCGCUUCCGCGUCUUCUGGGACAACCUCCGCUUCGUCGACGCCCACAACGCGCGCGCCGCCGCGGGCCAGGAGGGGUUCCGGCUCGGGAUGAACCGGUUCGCGGAUCUCACCAACGCCGAGUUCCGGGCGGCGUUCCUCGGGGUGAAGGGCGCCGCUGAGAGGGUGGGCCGCGUGGUGGGCGAGAGGUAUCGCCACGAUGGGGUUGAGGAGCUGCCCGAGGCCGUCGAUUGGAGGGCGAAGGGCGCCGUCGCCGCCGUCAAGAACCAGGGCCAAUGCGGAAGUUGCUGGGCCUUUUCUGCAAUCAGCUCAGUAGAAAGCAUCAACCAAAUUGUCACUGGUGAGCUGGUCACAUUAUCUGAGCAGGAGCUUGUGGAGUGUGACACCAAUGGGCAGAGCAAUGGCUGCAAUGGGGGGCUUAUGGAUGAUGCCUUCGAUUUCAUCAUAAAGAACGGUGGCGUUGAUACUGAAGAUGAUUACCCUUACAAAGCCUUGGACGGCAGAUGUGAUAUCAACAGGAAAAAUGCAAAGGUGGUGAGCAUCGAUGGCUUUGAAGAUGUCCCUGAAAAUGAUGAGAAAUCGUUGCAGAAGGCGGUUGCUCACCAGCCCGUGAGUGUUGCCAUCGAAGCUGGUGGCCGAGAGUUUCAGCUCUAUCAGUCGGGUGUCUUCAGUGGAAGGUGUGGCACACAACUUGACCAUGGUGUGGUUGCUGUUGGCUAUGGCACUGAGAACGGCAAGGACUACUGGAUCGUCCGCAACUCAUGGGGUCCAAACUGGGGAGAGGCUGGGUACCUCCGCAUGGAGCGCAACAUCAACGUGACCACUGGGAAAUGCGGGAUUGCCAUGAUGUCAUCGUACCCUACCAAGAAUGGUGCUAACCCGCCCAAGCCAUCUCCAACACCCCCCACGCCACCGACACCGCCUCCCCCAGUUGCCCCUGACCAUGUCUGUGACGAGAACCAGUCAUGCCCGGCCGGCAGCACCUGCUGCUGCGCGUUCAGCUUCAGGAACCAAUGCCUGUUAUGGGGCUGCUGCCCGGUUGAAGGCGCCACCUGCUGCAAGGACCAUGCCAGCUGCUGCCCACCGGACUACCCCGUCUGCAACAUCCGUGCUGGAACUUGCUCAGCGAGCAAGAACAGCCCGCUGACUGUGAAGGCCUUGAAGCGCACCCUCGCUAAGCGCAUCACCGCAUGAACUCGUCGAGACGGCGGUGAAUAGAAGGAUGCGGCUGCCUGGAGCUUUUCUGCCUCUGUGCACCGCAAACCUUUAUUCAAAAUUUGAACUAGACAUGGCUUUUGUAGAAUUGGUUCUUAAGUUCAGUACUACUACUUAUCUUAGAUGAAGUCGUCGUUGUACAUAUCUCGCUCCCAUUUGUAAUGUUCUCAAGAAUAUUUGUCAAGCUAAUUAGUGAUUAUCCUUGUUCAUCUCAACUUUUAACUACAAGAGAUUAAGCUGUGUGCUCUGUUCGUAC
Lolium rigidum is the source of this 1693-nucleotide messenger RNA. Its product is annotated as oryzain beta chain-like. The transcript is spliced from 5 exons. Gene Ontology annotation, molecular function: cysteine-type endopeptidase activity. The record is from RefSeq and is a predicted model, not a curated record. NCBI's taxonomy places the organism in Eukaryota, Viridiplantae, Streptophyta, Magnoliopsida, Poales, Poaceae. Gene Ontology annotation, cellular component: lysosome. The coding region runs from base 1 to 1416 and encodes 471 amino acids.